This is a messenger RNA of Neohortaea acidophila, 1434 nucleotides long. RefSeq names its product norsolorinic acid reductase/dehydrogenase. NCBI's taxonomy places the organism in Eukaryota, Fungi, Ascomycota, Dothideomycetes, Mycosphaerellales, Teratosphaeriaceae. The record is from RefSeq and is a predicted model, not a curated record. The transcript has a single exon. The coding region runs from base 97 to 1278 and encodes 393 amino acids.
CCUCGAGGUACUUAUAUAAACACGUUCCUGACGCAACCCUUACCCCAUUCAUCCAACUCAUCAUCUUUCCAACUACUCUCGUCUCAACCCGCAAUCAUGUCCAUCUUCAAGACCGUCGACAAACCCCCCAGCCUGUUGGGCUACCACCGCCUCCUCUCCCCCACCGCGGGCGUGCGAGUAUCGCCACUAUGCCUCGGCGCCAUGAACUUCGGCACCAAUUGGGAGUCCUUCACCGGCGAGUGCAGCAAGGAGACCGCCUUCGCCAUCCUCGACUACUUCUACGAGCAGGGCGGCAACUUCAUCGACACCGCCAACAACUACCAAGGCGAGCAGUCCGAGCAAUGGCUCGGCGAGUGGAUCAAGGCGCGCGGCAACCGCGAUGAGCUCGUCCUCGCCACCAAGUUCACCACCGGCUACCGCACCAUCGGUGCGCACGAGAAGAUCAAGUCCAACUUCUCCGGCAACCACGCCAAGAGCCUCAAGCUCUCCGUCGAAGCCAGUCUCAAGAAGCUCGGCACCGACUACAUCGACCUGCUCUGGCUGCACUGGUGGGACUUCUCCACCAGCAUCCCCGAGCUCAUGAACAGCCUGCACCACCUUGUCGCCGCCGGUAAGGUCCUCUACCUCGGCAUCUCCGACACCCCGGCCUGGGUGGUCGUCAAGUGCAACGACUACGCUCGCUUCCACGGCCUCACCCAGUUCUGCGUCUACCAGGGCAAAUGGUCGGCCGCCGAGCGCGACUUCGAAAGAGAUAUCCUCCCCAUGGUGCACGAGGAGGGCAUGGGCCUGUGCCCGUGGGGCGCUCUCGGCCAGGGCAAGCUCAAGUCGCGCGAGGCCUUCAAGAACCGCACAGAAGGCCGCGCCGUCGGCUCCGAGCAGCCCGAGCACUUCGCCCGCAUCGCCGGCGUGAUGGAGGACAUUGCCAAAACAAAAGGCAAAGACAUCCCCGUCACGAGCAUCGCGCUCGCAUACGUCAUGCACAAAGCGCCGUACGUCUUCCCCAUCGUCGGCGGCCGCAAAAUCGAGCAUCUCAAGGGCAACAUCGAGGCGCUGAGCAUCUCGCUGUCGGACGACGAGAUCGACAAGAUCGACGCCGCCGAGCCCUUCGAUCUCGGCUUCCCCAUGAACUUCUUGUUUGAGUUCACGGGCGGCAAGUACAAGACGAGCGCCACGGCCGAGGAUGUCGGGCUCACCACUGUCAACACUGCUUUGGAGAGCGUGCCGAAGCCGAAGCCCAUUACGCCGGGCCAGGGGCAGAGGAAGAUUCACUCAUCAUAAUUGGGAAAGAAUAAAAGAAAUAGUAUACUAUAGAUAGUACAUCUGGAAAACGUUCAGGUCUAUGCUGCAAACUUCGAUUCUCGAAAGACCAGUCGCAGAGUGUGAAUUCUAAUCGUCGAGUCUGAUGUUCAAAAGCCUCAAUAUACUCACGUUGCA